UCUUUGGGGCAGCCGAGAUAACUAGAGAUCAAACUGCGCCAAAAUCUGAUGAAUACAAAACCACAUUCAAAUCUAUGAAAAACUAAUUUCUCCCUCUCUCUAUCUGUCUAUCUCGCUCCUAUGGUGUGUGUGUGUUGGGGGAGGGGUGGACAUGUUGUUGGAUGUCUGGUGCAGCUUCCGUCUCCAUGCAAACCUUCAAGAAAGUCUCAAGAUUAGCCCCUUGGCACUGAUAACGACUGUGGGCGUCGUGGCAUUAUGAGACACAAAGUUGACUGCUGAAAAAAAUGUGUGCGGUGCCAAAUUAAAAACAAACGCACACACGCGCGCGCGUACCAUAACCCACACAAGCGUACACGAACAAGAGACCGCGUGGACGCGCAGAGAAGCCACGUUUUUUUGGGUGCAUUUUCGGUGGAUGGGGCGGUCAGUGGUGAGCAAACUGACCCCAAAAUGUGUAAAUAAAGCAACCCCUACCCCCGGAAUGAGGCGUUACCCCUCCGACUUUCUCGAUCAAUCACAGGGGACAGUGGCUUCUUUUGAUAAAAACCCCAAAUUGUCAUUGGGCAGAUGCAAUCAUGUGACAAGCAGCACGGUCUAAUUCCAACCAUGUCCUCAUGAAAGCAAUAGUUUAUGGCAUAGAGGUCUUCAUACGACUAUAUCAGGUUUGGUGGUUUAUGGAAAUACACUUCUUAUUAAAUCUGAAUCAACUUAAAGUCAGCAAAUUUUCAAGACAAGAAGGAGGAGAUGAAUUACGAAUUUGGGCGAGAAAGCGGUUUUAUCAACAGCCAGCCGUCGCUCGCUGAGUGCCUGACAUCUCUCACAAGCCCUGUCGGUGAUGCAUUUCAAAGUUCAUCAAUCAAGAGCUCGGCGCUUUCACAGUCGACACUGAUUCCUCCUCCUUUUGAGCAGACCAUCCCUGGCCUGAACCCGGGCGUCCACCCACGCCACAGCCGCUCAAAGCAGGCUCUGGGAGGCUGCAGCCCGCUGCAGGCUGGAUCCCUACCCCCGGAGUACCCGUGGAUGAAGGAGAAGAAAAGCAUCAAGAAGAACCAGGCUGCUGCUUCUUCUGCUUCUGCGACAAGGACUGACUCCUCACCGCUCUACUUCUCCCCCCAAGGUUCACCAGAGGUCCCAGAGGGUGGUGGUGGUGGUGAUGUUGGCGGUGGAGGGGAAUCCCGGAGGUUGAGGACUGCGUACACCAACACCCAACUUCUGGAGCUGGAGAAGGAGUUUCAUUUCAACAAAUACCUGUGCAGACCAAGGCGAGUGGAAAUUGCUGCCUUGCUGGACUUAACAGAGAAGCAGGUGAAAGUGUGGUUUCAGAACCGGAGAAUGAAGCACAAGAGGCAGACCCACUGCAAGGAGAACCGGGACAGUGAGGGGAAAUACGCGUGCCUGGACGACGGGCCGGAGGACGAGUUUGAGCAGGCGGCGGACAGCAGCGCGGCCGGGACGCUCCUGGAGAGGGAGAGGUAUUUCCACCAGAAUACCUUGACUUCACAACAGCGUCAGAACGGGCACAAUGGGGGGAACCAAAGCCCGACUGUUACGCUAUUGAACAGCAAUGAGAAAAAUCUGAAACAUUUUCCAAACGCGGCACCCACUGUUCCCAUCUGCGGGUCAACAAUAGGUCCGGACAAUGAUAAUUCCCAGGGCCUGGACGUGUCUUUGCAGGAUUUCCACGUUUUCUCAUCCUCCUCCUCUUUCUCACCGAGUUUGUCAGAUUCACCACAAAGUCCCCUGGCUUUAUCAACCGAAACUUUUGACCUUUUCUCAGAAACACUCACAACAAUCGACCUGCAAAACUUGAGCUAUUGAAAUAUUGCAACAUGUUUUAUUUUAAUGCAGCUUAAACACUCAGUUGUAGCGUUGAGGGGGGGGGACUAAUAUAUCUCACAAAUAAGGUAAGAAAAAACAACAGUGCUACUAUUUAGCCUAUAGUUUAUUCCACGAGGCUGCAAGAGCACGUUAAACGGUUUAUUUUUAUAUGGAUUUUGACUAUAACUGAGCAGAAUAUAUUUGUUGAAAUAAAACUUUACAUGGAUUGAA
Messenger RNA from Micropterus salmoides (largemouth bass), 2049 nucleotides. Its product is annotated as homeobox protein Hox-A2b-like. Bases 745 to 1818 code for a protein of 357 amino acids. Gene Ontology annotation, molecular function: DNA-binding transcription factor activity, RNA polymerase II-specific; DNA binding. Gene Ontology annotation, biological process: regulation of DNA-templated transcription. The transcript has 2 exons. NCBI's taxonomy places the organism in Eukaryota, Metazoa, Chordata, Actinopteri, Centrarchiformes, Centrarchidae. The record is from RefSeq and is a predicted model, not a curated record.